Megalopta genalis is the source of this 4739-nucleotide messenger RNA. RefSeq names its product SPT16 homolog, facilitates chromatin remodeling subunit dre4 (gene dre4). Gene Ontology annotation, biological process: transcription elongation by RNA polymerase II. Gene Ontology annotation, cellular component: FACT complex. Gene Ontology annotation, molecular function: nucleosome binding. The record is from RefSeq and is a predicted model, not a curated record. Lineage: Eukaryota; Metazoa; Arthropoda; Insecta; Hymenoptera; Halictidae.
CAUAAAUCCGUUCCCGCCGCGUGGUCCGUAGUUUGUGGACUACAGUUGUGGUUUGGUUAUAAAUCCCCCCAUCUCCGCAUCAAACGGUGAAUUUUGAUAGUAUUACGCAUUUUGUAUGGAACACAGAGGAAAAUGUGAUAAUAUUUAAGGAUAUCGUGUCGUCUGAAUGUUUAGUUCAUUAUCUUUUACGCUGGGACUAUUUAUUAUAGUUUUAUGUCGAGUUGAUUUUGGGGAAGGAAGCGUGUUGUGCUGUACCGAACGUGUCGAAAACAAGAAGCGAUGGCAAACGUAUCUGUUGACAAAGACACAUUCUUUCGGCGUAUGAAGCGUCUUUACGCCGCGUGGAAGGAUGGAGAAGUUGGUACAGAUGACAGUUUUAGUAAAAUGGAUUGUCUCGUCUCUGCCGUGGGUACAGACGAGGAUAUUGUUUAUAGUAAAUCAACAGCGUUGCAAACAUGGCUACUCAGUUAUGAACUUACCGAUACUAUAAUGAUUUUGGCGGAAGAUUCUGUCAAUUUUCUGGCUAGUAAGAAGAAAAUUGAAUUUUUAAGAAAGUUAGAGAACCAAAAGUCAGAAGAAACUGGGGUGCCUCCUGUAAAACUGCUUGUGAGAGACAGAAAUGACGAAGAUAAAGCCAACUUUGCCAAACUCAUUGAAAUUAUAAAACAAAGCAAGAAGGGUAAAACAUUAGGCGUGUUUUCAAAAGAAAAUUAUCCAGGUGCCUUUAUGGAUGCAUGGAGAGCUGCAUUGAAGUCUGAGUCUUUUGAUACGGUUGAUGUAAGUGCUGCAGCUGCAUAUGUAAUGUGUCCAAAAGAGGAUGCUGAAAUUCUCACCAUAAAGAAAGCAUGUCUGGUGUCUGUAGAUGUUUUCACAAAGUACCUUAAAGAUCAGAUUAUGGAAAUUAUAGAUUCUGACAAAAAAGUUAAACACUCAAAGCUUGCAGAAGGUGUAGACGCAGCUAUAACAAAUAAGAAGUAUGUAACUGGCGUCGAUGUUACCCAAGUAGACAUGUGUUAUCCAGCGAUAAUACAAAGCGGUGGAAACUAUUCCCUAAAAUUCAGCGUUGUUAGUGAUAAGAACACUUUGCAUUUUGGUGUCAUUGUUUGUUCACUUGGAGCACGGUACAAGUCUUAUUGUUCUAACAUAGUCAGAACACUGCUGGUAAAUCCCACGAAAACGAUCGAGGAUAAUUACAAUUUUCUUUUACAAUUGGAAGAAGAGAUUUUAAAGAAAUUGACAUCCGGAACAAAGAUAAGUGAAGUAUACGAAGCUGGUGUGAAAUAUGUAAAGGACGAGAAACCAAAUAUGUUAGACCAUUUAACCAAAAACUUUGGAUUUGCUAUGGGUAUUGAAUUUAGAGAAAGCUCCCUGCUUAUUGGUCCAAAGACCCAUGCGGUAGUGAAGAAAGGCAUGGUAUUUAAUGUUAACGUCGGGUUGUCGAAUCUCUCGAAUUCGGAAGCCAAUGAGAAAGAAGGAAAAAUGUAUGCUCUUUUUAUCGGUGACACUGUCAUGGUUAAUGAAGGUCAACCAGCUACGAACUUGACACCGUCAAAGAAAAAAGUUAAAAAUGUUGGUAUAUUCGUGAAGGAUGAAGAGGAAGAAGAAGAAGAAGGAAGUGGGAAGGAGAACGAACCUAAGCCCGAGAUGCCUCUUGGCCGUGGUAAGAGAACUGCGGUCAUAGAAUCCAAGUUGAGAACGGAGCAUAGCUCGGAAGAGAAAAGAAAACAACAUCAGAAGGAACUGGCGCAACAAUUGAACGAAGUAGCGAAAGCUCGGUUAGCUCAGCAAUCUGGUGGAAAAGAACAGGAAAAAAUACGAAAAUCGACUGUAUCGUACAAAAGUUUGAGUCACAUGCCUCGUGAACCGGAAGUCAAAGAAUUGAAGUUAUAUGUUGAUAAAAAAUAUGAAACGGUAAUUCUACCGAUUUUUGGUAUCCCAGUACCCUUUCACAUAUCCACCAUUAAAAAUAUUUCUCAAUCCGUCGAAGGAGAUUAUACGUAUCUGAGAAUCAACUUUUUCCAUCCUGGUGCUACAAUGGGACGUAACGAAGGUGGAACUUAUCCACAACCAGAUGCUACAUUCGUCAAGGAAGUAACAUAUCGAAGUACAAACACCAAAGAACCUGGUGAAAUUUCGGCACCGUCGUCCAAUUUAAACACAGCCUUCAGAUUGAUUAAAGAAGUCCAAAAGAAAUUCAAGAACAGAGAAGCAGAGGAAAGAGAGAAAGAAGAUCUGGUGAAGCAGGAUACAUUGAUAUUGUCGCAAAACAAGGGCAACCCUAAACUGAAAGAUUUAUACAUUCGACCAAACAUAGUCUCGAAAAGGAUGACCGGAGGUUUGGAGGCACAUGUUAAUGGAUUCCGAUAUACUUCGGUCAGAGGGGACAAAGUCGAUAUUCUUUACAAUAAUAUUAAGAACGCCUUCUUCCAACCAUGUGAUGGAGAAAUGAUUAUAUUGCUUCACUUUCACUUGAAGCAUGCUAUAAUGUUUGGAAAGAAAAAGCACGUAGAUGUGCAGUUUUAUACAGAAGUAGGCGAGAUCACGACGGAUUUAGGGAAGCAUCAGCAUAUGCAUGAUCGCGACGAUCUGGCUGCUGAGCAAUCCGAGCGAGAGCUCAGGCACAAGUUGAAAACCGCUUUCAAAAGUUUCUGCGAGAAGGUUGAGAGCAUGACUAAACAAGAAAUUGAAUUCGAUACGCCGUUCCGGGAACUAGGAUUCCCUGGAGCACCGUUCAGGAGUACUGUUCUUUUGCAACCUACUAGUGGUUGCUUAGUCAACCUUACAGAAUGGCCUCCGUUUGUUAUCACAUUAGAGGACGUUGAGCUGGUCCAUUUCGAGAGAGUACAAUUCCAUCUGAAAAACUUCGAUAUGAUCUUCGUCUUCAAAGACUAUCAUAGAAAAGUUGCGAUGCUGAAUGCCAUUCCUAUGAACUUGCUGGAUCAUGUAAAGGAAUGGUUGAACUCCUGCGACAUUAGAUACACGGAGGGUGUACAGUCUCUGAAUUGGACCAAAAUUAUGAAAACAAUUACGGACGACCCUGUUGGCUUCUUUGAUAAUGGCGGUUGGACCUUUUUGGACCCAGAGAGCGACGCAGAAAAUGAUGAGGUGGAGGACGAAGAGGAAGAGGAGGACGAUGCUUACGAGCCAACUGAUUUAGACAGUGAAGAGGAAUCAGAUGAUGAUUCUGAGUACUCUGAAGCUUCUGAAGACUCAGACAGUGAAGAAGAAGAACUGGGCAGUUCUGAAGAAUCUGGUAAAGAUUGGUCAGACUUGGAACGAGAAGCGGCCGAGGAAGAUAAAGAAAGAGGAGACGACCAAUUCCGUGAUGAUUAUAAUUCUAGCAAAAAGAAGAAGUCCAACCGCAAACAUUCACCUUCGCUAUCAAAAGACAGACACAACUCGAAACAUAAGAGCUCUUCCAGUAGUAAAGACAAAAGUAAAUCAUCGUCCAGCAGUAAAGACAAAAAAUCCUCAUCGUCGGACAAACACAGAUCGGAUCGAUCACGGAGUGGGGGAUCGCACAAGAAAGCGUCUCCUUCCAAAUCGUCCAAAUACAGUCCCAAGAAGAGCGACAGACACGACAAACACAAAUCGAGCCAUUCUUCAUCUAGCAGUAAGAAACGAUCUCGCGAUGACAGUGCCGAAAGAAACGACAGGGGGUCGAAGAGGUCUAAGAAGUGAAAAGGAUUGCCUCACUCGCUGAAAAAAAGCACAUGCAAAAAAAGAACACCAAGUUGAUUCUACCUAAAAGCUUUCUCACUCGUGGUACGUCGAUUAAAUUAGAAGAACAGUACAUUUUCUUGCAUUGACUUUAUUAAAUGGUUGGUGAACGAUUCAUUGAUAUUACUUGGGAUAUUCGAAUUUGAAUUUCCAACACAUUUAUUAUUUUUUACAGCACUGUUAAUACGUGCCAGGCAUACUUUUUGUUAGUUUCUUACAAAUUUAUGUAUUAAUGUGUACUUUCAGUCUUUGUAAUUUAUACAUAAUUGUUUUAUUUAACACAGAAGGUAUACUUAGGAAAGUAUACUUUAAUAAUAUAGAUACUAACACAGAAUUAUUUCAUUCCAUUAUACGAUAACUAGACUGCAAAUGUUUAUCAAAUCUUGAUAUUCUUUGUACUUUGAAUCACAAAUACAAAAAUCCAAUCGUCAAGUAUUUGUGCAGAAGGUUCUGUUCUAAAAUUGAAAAUAAACCUGCAAAUAUCGGCAGUUUAAUAAUAAUGAACUAAUUACGUUGGUGAAACUGUAUUAAAAAAAAUCAAACAAUAUUCAUUGUAUAGAUAGUGACUGAAAGGAAAAAUUGUUUCGUCUGUUGUAAUAACGUUCACUAAUGAAAAUGGGCAUAUAUGUUUAUUCAUGACUAUUGUGGCAAAGAGUAACCUGUUAUAGGUACAAUCAUAACACGGCCUCAAUGCAAGACAAUGCACUAGUGAUAACCUUCGUACAUAAGAUAUCCAGAACUUAGACAUUAAGUUGCUAAGCGAAGAAAGCUGAACCGGAUCAAAAAAACCUUUGAUAAUUACGUUCGCAUUGUUCUGAGAUUUGUACCUUGGUAAACGAAAUAAAUACUUUUUAAGUUAUUUAUCAUUAAUGUACGAAUAAUUGUCAUUCAUCGGGCGUCGAACAAGUGGCUUCGAUGUAUUUGUGCAGUUUCAUUGGUAAGAUCUUUCAAAUACAAAUCUUUUUAUUUUUAUAUGAAGGAAACUACAUUAUAAUAAAAAUCCUUGUUUAACAACUGAA